ACGCAGUUAGUAGCCAUGUUAAUGGAAGAGGAUAACAAGGACAAGGGAGUACCAAUAAGUUUUGGGACUACACAAGACCGGAAAUUGUUUCCCCAUCAUUGUGCCUUCAACAGACUGGGCAAUCUAGAUGGUAUAAGAGGUGAAACCCAUCUGGGACCUGACAAGUACAAUGUAGACAAGUUCAACAGUAUAGAUUACAACAUCAAGACAAAACCUACAAACAAUCUGGGAUAUUCUCUAGGGGCCAGAACUGCUAGCAGGAUUCCAAACUUGAAAUGUAGAAAUGGAUAUUUUGCCCAUGAUCUGAGCAGAGGAAUAGAGUUAACGUUUCCCGGCCCAACUUCUUACCAAAAUGAGGAGAAGAAAUCGGUCAAGAAAAACAAGGAAGCCUUCAACAACUCUUCUCUUAGAUUUCAACCAGAGGGCAAAUCUACUGUCUACCAGCCUGCUCCCGGAACUUACGAGCACGAUGUAAAAAGGUUCAGAAGAGUGGAGUUUGCAGGAUCAUUCGGAGGAAAGCAGCAGUUGAAGGAGACGAUCUCUAUAAAAUGUGUUCAAAACAACGAGGAUAUUUGUGAUUCUUGCAAGAGACCCCCAAUUGGGGACUAUUUCACUUACAAAGCCCGAGCCUUGUGUAGAAACUGCCACUCCUUCCACUCGGCUUACGGAGAGAAAUACCCUCCCUCGUAUCUGCAAGCUUUCUCAAAAGUAAGGGACUGCUCCGAGAUUCACCAUCACGAGGGAACUACCGCCAAAAUUAAACUAAGAGACCCGAAACUUGAGAGGAAACAGAGGUACCGCGAAGCUUACUUCCACCAGUACUUCCACUAAUCUUCCCGCUUUGUUAUUAUUAAAUAUUAGGUGAUUACUUAUAAUUAGAUGAUUGGAUAAUCACACCGUGGUAUGUAAUAACUGGAACAGAAAUACUUUGAAACUUUAUAAAGUUUGAUUAUUCUGGUUUAAUUAAGUAUAGCCUGGUAGCAGAAACUUUAUUACUGAUACCCUGUAUCCAAUAUCCAUGCAUGAAUAAUUGAUAUACAAGUUAUCGCCAAGUUUGCAUGAUUUUUUGAAUCGUGUACUAAUAAUAACAAAAUAUUUUUCGUCUCGAAAGUCUAAAUAUGUUAGAAAAUCUGCUAUUUUAUUUCCAAGAUAAACUAAAGAAGUUCUUAUGAUUUGUGGAUGGAAUUCUAUUAAAAUUUUCCGAUUUUAUGAUGGACAGAACCGUUAAAAAUAUUAUCAGAUUUUACCAAAGAGUUGCAUUGUAAAUUAGAUUGUAAAUAUACCUUCUUUUCAGAA
This is a messenger RNA of Bolinopsis microptera, 1296 nucleotides long. RefSeq names its product ciliary microtubule-associated protein 3-like. The transcript has 7 exons. Bases 16 to 831 code for a protein of 271 amino acids. Gene Ontology annotation, molecular function: cytoskeletal protein binding. Gene Ontology annotation, biological process: regulation of cell projection organization. NCBI's taxonomy places the organism in Eukaryota, Metazoa, Ctenophora, Tentaculata, Lobata, Bolinopsidae. The record is from RefSeq and is a predicted model, not a curated record.